AUGUCAAUACAAUAUGUUAGGAUAUACUAUGGACCUAACGAUUCAUUUAACACAAUAGCACAUAAACCACAAAAAUUACGAGGUAUCCGCGAACAUCUACAAAAAUUGGGAUUUCGCGUCGACCUCGUGCCUGUAGAAUACAUAAAUUACUGCAUGUUAGAAAUGUGUGGACAUGAGGUAUUUAGGUGUAACAUAAACAAUCUCUCAUUUAACACAUGCUCAGAACGCGACCCUGUCUGUCGUCGGGCUAUCAUCGCUGUGGUCGAAUCGUCGGCUAAAUUCUUAAGAGCCAGAAGCUACCUCUGGUCCUGGGCCCUUUUGGACAAACAAAUGUUCAGGAGCGGAUACUCUCCCAAAGCAUAUUGGGCAUUUGAUUUGGAUGAAAAUUUUGACACUUGUUUGGAAUGUGUUACAUGCUGUGGAGUUAUUAAGAGAAACGAAAAUUAAUUAUGCUUUAAUGUGCACGUUCCCAUUAUUUAAGGGUCCUUUUUUUUCAAUACAUGGAGACUACGGACAAUUUAUAUUUAUUUUCCCUUUUUUUUUAUUAUAUUUUUUUUUUGUUAUGAUAUUGUCAUUGAUAUCAAUUCAAAAAAGCCUACAUGUUAUCUUUAUAGAUUCAAAAAAGAUAAAAAACUGAUCAAUCAAUCUUUUUUAAAGAGUAA
Melitaea cinxia (Glanville fritillary) is the source of this 662-nucleotide messenger RNA. Its product is annotated as UPF0728 protein C10orf53 homolog. The transcript is spliced from 3 exons. The record is from RefSeq and is a predicted model, not a curated record. NCBI's taxonomy places the organism in Eukaryota, Metazoa, Arthropoda, Insecta, Lepidoptera, Nymphalidae. Bases 1 to 447 code for a protein of 148 amino acids.